Molecule: messenger RNA, 1719 nt
Organism: Baudoinia panamericana UAMH 10762
Lineage: Eukaryota; Fungi; Ascomycota; Dothideomycetes; Mycosphaerellales; Teratosphaeriaceae
Exons: 3
Coding region: 245-1525 (426 amino acids)
Biological process (GO): fatty-acyl-CoA biosynthetic process; fatty acid beta-oxidation using acyl-CoA dehydrogenase
Cellular component (GO): mitochondrial inner membrane
Molecular function (GO): flavin adenine dinucleotide binding; fatty-acyl-CoA binding; glutaryl-CoA dehydrogenase activity
Source: RefSeq, a predicted model, not a curated record
ACUCGGCUGUCAUACGGCAAACAUGUACUGCAACAUAUCGCUCAUCUUUUCCAGCCUCCAAACAGCGUCUCGAGCCUACCGUUUCCGACUCGGUAGAGGCGACCUCGGCGCCGAGGCUAUGCGUUGAUCGGCUUCAAGAUGGGAUGCAAUGCUUCAUUUCUUCACUCUGCAUAUCAUUUCCUUUACGCCUAACCACAUCUCGUCUUUGGCUUCAUCCACCUCUCUUCCAUAGUCAUCCAUCACAAUGUUCAAGUCACUCUCGUCACGAGCCGCACGGCAACUCCUCCAACCCGCUACCACAUCCUCCAUCACCCGCCGCUAUGCGCACGCGCCCGCCGUCUUCGACUGGAAAGACCCCCUAGGCAGCAGCAACAAUUACACCGAAGAAGAGCUCGCCAUAGCCGAGACUGCGGAAUCAUACUGUCAAGAGCGGUUAUUACCACGGGUACUCGACGCCUACCGCAACGAAGAGUACGACCGUAACAUCCUAGCCGAGAUGGGUGAACUCGGCCUCCUGGGCGCCACAAUCCAAGGCUACGACUGCGCCGGCGUCUCCUCCGUUGCCUCCGGCCUCAUCACCCGCGCCGUCGAACGUGUUGACUCCGGCUACCGCUCCGGCAUGUCCGUACAAUCCUCCCUCGUCAUGGGCGGCAUCGACGAAUUCGGCACGGAAGAACAAAAACAGAAAUUCCUCCCCGGCAUGACCAAAGGCAAAAUCCUCGGCUGUUUCGGCCUGACCGAACCAAACCACGGCAGUGACCCGGGAAGUCUAGAAACAGUUGCGAAACCGCACCCAAGCAAAGAAGGAUACUACAGCCUGUCCGGCUCCAAAACCUGGAUCACCAACAGUCCGAUAGCCGAUGUCCUCCUCGUCUGGGCCAAGCUGCAAGAAACGGGCAAAAUCCGCGGUUUCCUCGUCGAGCGCGAGAACUGUCCCCCAGGCACCCUGGAAACGCCGAAACUCAGCCACAAGAACGGCCUCCGCGCCUCCAUAACCGGCAUGAUCCAGAUGGACGGCGUCCCCGUCACGAAGGAAAUGAUGUUCCCCCACGUCGAAGGCCUCCGCGGUCCCUUCUCCUGCCUCAAUAGCGCCCGCUUCGGCAUCGCCUGGGGCACCAUCGGCGCGCUGGAAGACUCAAUCGCUCGCGCCCGCACUUACGCGUUGGAGCGACGGCAGUUCAAAAACAACCCCAUCGCGAAGUACCAACUCGUGCAGAAGAAACUCUCCGACGCCACGACCGAUGCCGCGUACGGGAUCCUGGCCGCGUUGCAAGUGGGCCGGCUGAAGGAUGAGGGCAAGGCGGCUCCGGAGAUGAUUUCGAUGAUUAAGCGACAGAACUGCGAUCGCGCGUUGAUCAAUGCAAGGCAUCUGCAGGAGAUUUUCGGCGGGAACGCGGUGAGUGAUGAGUAUCAUAUUGGCCGGCAUGUGGCGAAUUUGUUCGUCACGCAGACGUAUGAGGGGCAGAGUGAUAUUCAUUCUCUGAUUCUGGGUCGGGCAAUUACGGGGAUCCAGGCUUUCGUGUAAGUACUGCAUGGGUGUGGUGGAAGGUAGUCUGCAUUUACUGGCGUCGCGCGGAACCAGGAUGUUGGAGACGUGGCCGGGUUUGGAGUUCGGGUCGGGUUACGACUCGUGCAUGUGCGGAAGACCAAUGUAUUGUCGUAUUUUAUGUAAAGACUUUCAAGCCUCCCGAUACGCCGCCUUGCCUUGCCCACGAAGCA